AAUGUGCGAGAUUUCUGGAAAGAGGAAAAAAUACCCGGAUUGAGCCCAGAGAUAAUGCAAUCGGCUGGAGGAAAAGUGAGCAAACUGUGAAAAGACCCUCCUCCGCCACGUCUGAACCUGCCCUGUCAGUUCCUUUCAGCUCAAAACCCACAGAAGAAGCCGGAGGAAAGAAGGAAGCUUUAAUUAAUUAACGUCCUGCAAUGGUGCCCACCUUCCCCGUUCCUCUCCUGUUUCUACAAGUGUUGGCUCUACAGAGCGUCUGGUCAUCUGCUCCACAGGAGCCGUAAGUUCAAAGCUUGCCUCAGACAGAAAUCUCCAGCUAACAUCACCCCACCUGGAGCCUGGGGCUGCAGCUGUACAGGUCGCUCCGCAUCGACGGUUCCCAGACCAAAACCAAAAUCUCUCCGCUUCUGUUGGCCAACUCCCUGCUGGCUCUAGAGGGUGGAGCUAAAGGAUCCACAGCAGGCCAAUUUCAUGAUCUCCUUCAGAUCACUAAAAAUGAUACGGCUUUUGGAGAAGUUUUGACCAAGACACUGAAAUCUGUGCAUGAACUAGGAGCCAGCUAUACAUGUCACAUUUCCUCUGCACUGUUUUCUAAACAAGCCCCUAAACUGAAGAAGAGCUUUCUGGAGAAGCUCCAGACCCACUUUGAGUUUCAGCAUGUGGCCCUGGAGGAUGCACAGAAACAGACGGACAUGGAGAAGCAUCAGUCCUGGGCUAAAAGUGGGAUGGAUGAAGAAGAGACAUCUGAUCUGGAACAGGCACUGGAGAUCAAACCGGGAAAUAUCUUGGCCAAUGCACUGCACUUUAAAGGAAUUUGGGAUCAAGACAUUUUUACCAUGAAAACCAAGAUUUGCGCAGCUUCUUGGGUACUAAAUACAACAAAGUUCCCAUGAUGCACAGAUCAGGCAUAUACCAUCACUAUGAGGACAUGGAGAACAUGGUAGAGGUGUUGGAACUGGGCCUGUGGGAAGGGAAGGCCAGCAUGGUGUUGCUUUUGCCUUUCCAUGUGGAGAGUUUGGCUCGGCUGCACUGUCUGCUGACCAAGGAUCGAGUUGAGAAGUGGUUGGGGAAAAUGAGCUCCACUAGUAUGGCAUUAUCCCUCCCGAGAACCAAGAUAAGCAGCACCAUCAGUCUACAGUGUUUCCCAUACAGAUUAAUGACUCUCCUGGCAUCCCAAACAUUUGUGCUCCUUCAAGGCCUGGGCCCUGAGAGGGAUAACAUCCUGGGUUAGAAGCUCAGCAAGAGUCUCUCCAGCAGAUCGGCCACAGGAAGCAGCCUGGACUUGGACAGCAAAGAGUGACAGAGUUUUAGAAUAGCACAGAUGGUUCUGUCUGCACUGCUGAACAGAUCUGGAUUUGGACGACAGAGAGUGACAGUGACUGUGGCAGGCAUGUUUGGGCUGUUGAGUUCAGUGGAUGAGACCGUGUCUGGUAUGACUGGCUUGUGGGUAAGAACAUUUGGAUUCUUUGGUUUCUUGCGGUGGGUGGAUAUGUCAAGUACGCCUUCGUAGUGCUCUUCUCAUGGGUUGUGGAGGUGAAGUGUUUUGGAGCUUGAUGAAUGAUUUUGUGACAUGCUGCUGGCUCUCCUCUUUCCUCGCUCACUUCAGUCUUCUUUCUCCUUCCUUGUCUCUUUCCUAUCUCCCUGCCUGUUCUUCGUAUUCGUCUUUUCUCUCUCCAGCUACCUCUCCAUCCUCCCUCUUUCAGCGUCUGACCUCAGCUUACCCAGGAUCUCCUGCCUGGAGUCCACUGGUUCCUCCCACUCUCCCUUUCUUUAUUCAUCACUUCAUCCACCACCUCAAUAUUUGUGUAUGCCCUCUUAUUCACUCUCAUUUCUAGCUGGUCAGAGUCCCUGUAUUUCAUCUUCUGUCUCGCCCCUUUUCUUCUCUCACACUCGUUCUUUGUCAAAUUCUCCUUUUCUCUCUUUAACUCUUUCAUAUUUACCUGCACUUCUUUCUGUGGUCUUCUUUUCUUUUGCUUUUUCUGUCCUCUCAUAUCCGUGAAAUAUUUCACUUUUUGUUCUUAAUUUAGUGGAAUCACCUGUGACCUUCUUGACAUUUUCUGUUGUCAAAAACUACUUUCUUUUGCUCUCUAUUUUUUAUGGAUGCAACUGUUUCAUUGUGUGUAUAUAUAUAGGUGUGUGUCAUUUAGACUAAUUUUUUGUGAAUUUCAUAAUAAA
Cyprinus carpio (common carp) is the source of this 2178-nucleotide messenger RNA. Its product is annotated as serpin H1-like. Gene Ontology annotation, cellular component: endoplasmic reticulum. Gene Ontology annotation, molecular function: serine-type endopeptidase inhibitor activity. Lineage: Eukaryota; Metazoa; Chordata; Actinopteri; Cypriniformes; Cyprinidae. The record is from RefSeq and is a predicted model, not a curated record. The coding region runs from base 893 to 1234 and encodes 113 amino acids. The transcript is spliced from 5 exons. Gene Ontology annotation, biological process: collagen fibril organization; negative regulation of endopeptidase activity.